Messenger RNA from Capra hircus (goat), 4267 nucleotides. It is a transcript of the gene ARMC2, whose product is annotated as armadillo repeat containing 2. Gene Ontology annotation, biological process: sperm axoneme assembly; cilium organization. The transcript has 20 exons. The record is from RefSeq and is a predicted model, not a curated record. Gene Ontology annotation, molecular function: protein binding. Bases 736 to 3384 code for a protein of 882 amino acids. NCBI's taxonomy places the organism in Eukaryota, Metazoa, Chordata, Mammalia, Artiodactyla, Bovidae.
UGUGCCCUGAGCCAAACUCCUCGCCUCCAAGCUGCUUCCUCUCAGCCUCGAGAAAGGAGGAACGGCUAAGAAAAUAAGUUGACAGUAAAUGAGAUGGGGAGAGCUUAAUUCUUACAUGAUUUUUUUUCAACUGGAAGAGCAGCUUUCUACUUAGAUAAACAUGCACGAACCGGCUCUGGUUUGCGCAUUGCUGGGGUUGUUUUACCGGAAAGCUGGUCCGACUCACACCCGCUGAUAAGAGAAAAGCGUUUGUUCUCGCCUCUGGAAGUCUGUGGUCCCAAUAACCCCGCGUGAAACUUGCAAAAAUGGUUCUCAGCUUAGACGCCGUUUUGCAGCACGAGCAAAAUGUUCAGGCUCAGGAAAUGAUGCUGAAGGCAUUUUGAAAAAUGUAAGAUGGGCCUGACACAGCGCUGGCACAGGAUACAUGACGGAAGCGGCGUGGUGGGAGAAAUGGCAGUGGUUCAUAUCCCGCAGCACCCAGCCCAUCACACUCAUUUGAUAAGCAUUUGUUGAACAGAAACGAACAGAUCUAAGGAUAAGACAUGGACAAGUAUGAGUCAUCUGUGAAUGAUGUCAAAGACUGCCGUGUGGGUAUGACACAGUUCUGGCCCAUGAAAUAACAAGAAGAAUACAGCGGAGGCGCUUCUGGGAAAUUUUCCCUUCUCAGUGUAAAGAGCAUGUGAAAAGGGCUUGGCCUUUCCUCUCUCUUCCCUGCUCCGAGAGGCUUGUGUGAGGAUGCACAGGGUGUGGUGUCUUCCUGAAGAACAUUGUACUUUAAAAGGAAAGAUGCUGUCUCCAAAUGAUAAAAAGUUAGAAAAGCUGGAUCCAUUUUACCGACCUUCACUGUCCAAGCAGAAGACCAGUGCAGAAAUCAUAAGUGAAGCACGAAAUGCCUUACGAACUGUUAGGACCCAAAGACCAUUUACACCACGGGAAGACCAGAGAAAACUAUUUGGGCCUGCAUCUUCAAGAACACCGGAAAACAGACCUGCAUCCUCCUUCAGCGUCCAUGCAUCCAGUUUUGAGUUCUCUGAUUCCAGGCCCAUCUCUGGCACACGUCUCAGUCCACUGGAGUUUAAACCGAAAGCUCCAGCAUCUCCUGACACAGUGGAAGAUUUCUGCCUUUCCUUUCCUAAACCCCCAGUGGACCCCGCGAAGAUUAGAAGAAUAAGCAGUGCCCGGGCGCGUUUAUUCAGGGCGGCCUCCCAGGGAGCUCUUCUGCCAGCCAGGACGCUUCUUCCCACUCAGUCAAAGAGAGUGGUAUCCGAAGAAACAGUUAUGACAAGGGACUCUGUGGUGAAAAUAAAUGGGAUUUACUUAACAGAAUCGAAGGCCACUGGCAACUUAAAGAGUCACCCACUUCAGCUAACAUAUGAUGGAGACGUCAGUAAAAUCACGGAGCAAGAAAUGUUUAAAGGGGCGACGUCCUUGCCAUUUCAUCUCAGAAGUGGAGGAGACCAGGGGAAGAGGCGUCCGAGGGCCUCCUCAAGCUCCCGCAGCCCAGACCAGAGCAGGCUGGACAUCAGAGCAGGCUCAAAAGCUGACUUGCAAGAAAAGAAUACAGAAAUAGAAGUAGAUGAAGUAUUUUGGAAUACAAGGAUUGUACCCAUUUUGCAUGACUUAGAAAAAGAAGAAAACAUUGAAAUGGUCUGUGCUGCUUGCACACAACUUCAUCAUGCUUUAGAGGAAGGAAACAUGCUUGGAAAUAAAUUUAAGAGAAGAAGUGUUCUCCUGAAGACCCUGUAUAAACUAGUUGAUGUUGGCUCCGACUUGCUGAGCCUUAAACUUGCAAAAAUUAUUCUAGCACUUAAAGUGAGUGGAAAGAAUCUUCUUAAUGUUUGCAAACUUAUAUUUAAAAUUAGCAGAAGUGAGAAGAAUGAUUCUCUGAUUCGAAAUGACAGCAUUCUGGAAUCAUUAUUGGAGGUCCUGAGAAGUGAAGACCUGCAAGCUAACACUGAAGCUCUCCUGUACUGCAUGGGGACCAUCAAAUUCAUUUCUGGAAAUCCAGAAUUUCUUCAUGAAAUGAUCGGCAAAGGUGCUGUUGAGAUAUUGAUGAAUCUGAUAAAGCAAGUAAAUGAGAACACCAAGAAAUCUGGGACAUGUUUGCCUAAUUCAGGCCACUUGUUAGUCCAAGUGACUGCUACACUGAGAAACUUGGUUGAUUCGCCACUAGCAAGAAGUAAGUUGCUAAGCAUCAGUGCUCUUCCCCAGCUCUGCACAGUAAUGGAACAGCACAUAGGUGACAAGGAUGUCUGUACCAACAUUGCCAGAAUAUUCAGCAAACUUACUUCUUACCAUGACUGCUGUGUAGCCUUGGCCAGCUAUUCCAGAUGUUAUGCCUUGUUUUUGAAUCUGAUAAACAAAUACCAGAAGAAGCAGGAUUUAGUUGUUCGCAUUGUUUUUAUUCUUGGCAACCUGACAGCGAAAAAUAACCAGGCUCGUGAGCAGUUUUCCAGGGAGAAAGGGAGCAUCCCCACUCUGCUGUCUUUAUUCCACACAUUCUACAAACUGGAUCUGCAUUCUGGGAAGCGCUGUGGGGAAGGAGACGAGCGUCCCAAGGCACCGAGGCCGGCCCAGGCAGAGGACGUGCUCAUCAAACUGACCCGUGUGCUCGCGAACCUGGCCAUCCACCCAGGCGUGGGCCCAGCCAUCGCCGCCCACUCGCACAUCGUCGGCCUUCUCCUCGCCACGCUGGAAUCCAAGUCAAUUGAUGAUUGUGAGGAGCUGGUGAUCAACACUACGGCAACUAUCAACAACUUAUCUUACUACAAAGUGAAGAAUUCCAUAAUUCAAGACAGAAAGCUAUAUAUUGCUGAAUUGCUCUUAAAGCUCCUCGUGAGUAACAACAUGGAUGGAAUCCUGGAGGCUGUGCGUGUUUUUGGAAAUCUCUCCCAGGACCAUGACAUCUGCGAUUUCAUAGUGCAGAAAAAUGUCCACAAGUUCAUGAUUGCUCUGCUGGAUGCUAAGCAUCAGGACAUUUGCUUUUCUGCCUGUGGUGUUCUCCUAAACCUCACCGUGGACAGAGACAAGAGAGUCAUCCUAAAAGAAGGAGGUGGCAUUAAAAAGUUAGUGGAUUGUUUAAGAGAUUUUGGGCCUACUGAUUGGCAGCUGGCCUGCUUGGUUUGCAAAACGCUAUGGAACUUCAGUGAAAACAUCACCAAUGCUUCAUCCUGUUUUGGAGAUGAGGCUGCCAACACACUCUUAGCCUUGCUGUCAUCAUUCUUAGAUGAAGAACUAGCAUUGAAUGGGAGUUUUGACCAAGACCUAAAAAACUAUCACAAACUCCACUGGGAAACAGAAUUCAGACCUGUGGCACAGCAGCUUCUAAACCGAAUUAAGAAUCAUCACACCUUCCUGGAACCUCUGCCUAUUCCUUCUUUCUAACAUGAUGCAGAUUAACAACAGAAACAGGAAGUCAGGUCUCCAUCAUUCUUAAGAAGUGGUAACAAGCAUGAACUUUUUUCUUCAAUAUUAACAAAUAUUCAAAGUUUUUCAGGUACUUAUUUUAGUGAGUAGUCUUAGUGUAUUAAAAGAAAUAAGCAUUUCUUGUCAGGUAUUGUGGAAAAAUGAAUAUACAUGUUGUGCUUCCUAUUAUGAGAAAUUUAAGAUGAAAAUAUAUUCAUGGUAUUUCUAAGUAAAUGACUUUUUAUUCUAUUCUCUAUUGAAUAAUUUAGUUCUAGUCUUAAAAUCCUGAUGUCACAAUUCUAGAAUUUAAUUGUUUGUCAGUUCAAUGAACUGUGCAAUGAAGACAUUUUAUGUACAGAAAGAGUGGUGGUCAACACUAUUAGGAAUACAUUACUACGUAAGCAUCUGCACUAAUUCUUACAGCUGUUAAUAAUAAUCUUCUGGUUAGGUACCACUAUUUUCUCUGGUUGUCAUAUUGAGAGGAAGGGGGAAGCAGAAAAAUUUAGAGAAGACUGCUUUGGGCCAUCUACUCUUUAUUAAAUAAGUAAAAUAGAUGAAAAAGAGAGUAUUUUCCCUUUUUAUUUUUAUUUGAAAUAAACUGAGUAGAUCAGACAAUUCUACUUAUAACUCUCUGUGAUUAUAGAGGUGAUCUAAUAUAGUAGAAGUAAAUGGCAGAUCUCAGUUUGAAUCCUAGGUCUCCCCUGCCUAGGUUUUGGGCAACUAACUUAAUAUUUUUAGCUUAAGUGUACAAUGUAAUCAUGUAGUUUAGGAACAAACCAACAAAAAUGGGCAAAUUGUCCAGUAUGCUGACUGAUGUGUAGUAGGCACUCAAUAAAUUAUGAUUUUCCACCCUUCGUAGGAU